Messenger RNA from Musca domestica (house fly), 2576 nucleotides. RefSeq names its product eukaryotic translation initiation factor 2 subunit 3. Gene Ontology annotation, molecular function: translation initiation factor activity; tRNA binding; zinc ion binding. Lineage: Eukaryota; Metazoa; Arthropoda; Insecta; Diptera; Muscidae. Gene Ontology annotation, biological process: formation of translation preinitiation complex; positive regulation of translational fidelity. Gene Ontology annotation, cellular component: eukaryotic translation initiation factor 2 complex; cytosol; nucleus. The transcript is spliced from 3 exons. Bases 138 to 2066 code for a protein of 642 amino acids. The record is from RefSeq and is a predicted model, not a curated record.
AACGAUUCUUGACACUGCGGACUUAAACGUCACUGCCGGCUUCGUUCUCUAGUAAAUUUUGAUGUUAAGGCGUAAACUAGUUGUGGAUUAAAGUUUUUUUAUUUUAUUUGGGAUAAGUGUUAAAUAGAAGCAGGAAAAUGUCCACAGCGGAAGCUCAGAUUGGUUUAAAUACAAAUUUGCAACAGCAGGAUCUAAAAAAUUUGGAUGUCAGCAAUUUGACACCAUUGUCGCCUGAGGUAAUUUCACGUCAAGCUACUAUCAAUAUUGGUACCAUUGGUCAUGUAGCUCACGGUAAAUCAACAGUGGUCAAAGCCAUUUCGGGUGUACAGACUGUUCGUUUCAAGAACGAAUUGGAAAGAAAUAUUACCAUUAAAUUGGAACGCAUAAGUCAGCAACGCAUACAAGCUCUGCUAGCAUCUCCAAAAUUAUUACGCGAGUUCGAAAGGCAACAAGAGGCAAAACGCCGGCAACGACUGAGACAAAGACAACAACAGCAAGUGCAACAACGUAGAGUAAGGCAAUUAAAACAACAACAACAAGAAAAACAAAGUACAAUGACACGUUCAUCAUCUCUGGAUAGUUUACUGACGCGCUCGGAACGUGGACCUUCCGUUAGUCCCAGCAGUGGCUAUGAAAGCCUUAACGAUAAUGCAUCCAUCUGUAGUGCGGAUUCUUUGUAUAUGAAAUCUCCACCCAAAUCCUUAGUUGUUUUACUAACCAAAUCCAGUCUCGUAGAAGAAGCCUUGCAGCACACCAUACAGAAUAAACGACGUCGCAAUUCCUGCGAAACUCCAUCUCAUACGCCGAAAAAGCAAAAACACGAAUAUGUUGUCGAAAACAUUGAGAGCAUUGAAUGUAUAAAUGCCGAGCCAGUAUUCUAUGUCAAAUGGCUGAAUUACCCGAAAUCACAAAAUACCUGGGAACGACUGAGCAAUGUCAGCGAAUGUGUUCUGCUCGAUGGCUUCAUUCAAAGUCAGAUGUAUCUACAUGAGGAUGUCAUACCUGAUAUACGUGAGAAACUACUGCAGAAAAUCCAAGACGAGCAGAUUACGCUGCAGCCCCAUGAAUUAAAUAUGGAAGAAUUGGAUAAUUUUGAUCCCAUGGUUGUUAAAAUCGAUUUAAUACUGUUGGCCCAGUUUAUAAAGGCUCGUUCUCGCAGCCAACGUGAACCCGAGAAAAUACGUGAACGUCUCAUUAAAUCUAUGUUAAUGGAACAGUGUUCCGUAAAACGUAAACAACAAUUGGCCUCCUUACAGGAAUGGGAGGAACGCAUGAAUCUGAUUGAGUCAGUAUCCCCAAUACGAGUGGAAAAUAAUGUCGAUCUAGAGACACUGGAUCCCAAUUUCCAGUACAUAAAUGCCAACUUUUGUGGCAAGGGUGUUGAAAUUCAGAUCAGCCCCAAAAUGGGUUGCAAGUGUGAGGAUGUUUGUGCACCCUCAACCAAGUGCUGUGCACGUUUGGCCGACAGCUAUUUUGCCUAUGACAAAAACGGCCGUCUACGCAUAUAUCCGGGUGAAGCAAUCUAUGAGUGUAAUGAGGCAUGUGCCUGUUCCGAAGACUGUCCGAAUCGCGUCAUUCAAAGAGGACGCCACAACUCCCUGUGUCUGUUCAAGACAUCCAACGGUCGUGGUUGGGGUGUUCGAACGGAAAAAGCCCUGCGUAAGGGUGAAUUUGUGGGAGAAUAUGUGGGCGAAAUAAUCACCUCUGAGGAGGCUGAUGAACGUGGCACCCAAUACGAUGCAAUUGGACGUACUUACCUCUUUGAUUUGGACUACAACACGAAUGCGGAAAGCAUGUACACCAUUGACGCAGCCCUGCAUGGCAAUGUAUGUCACUUUUUCAAUCAUUCUUGUGAUCCCAAUUUGGCCGUUUUUCCAUUUUGGGUGGACAAUUUGGACAUUAACAUGCCCCGCCUGGCAUUUUUCACAUUGCGACCCAUUAAGCCGGGCGAAGAGCUAACCUUUGAUUAUAUUCGUGGCGACGAGGGCGAAUAUGAGAAUCUUUCAAAUGCCGAAAAAGUUAGUUGCCGCUGUGGAGCUGAAAAAUGCCGCAAAGUUUUGUUUUAACUUUAACCCACAACAUUUUAUUUUAUAACGUUUUUUUUUAAUUGACAUUGCAUUUAUUUUUAUAAACAACAAAUCACGAGAUAAUUGUAUACUUGAAUACAUUUCACAUCUGUUAUACUCAUUUAGAACUUUUAAAGAUUAACCCACUGAAACAUUACAUUCGACAACAAAAAAUUAUUAUUAUAUCCAUUAUUUGUUGUAAUUAUUUGAAAAAGAAAAUUGUUUUUAUGAAGACAUUUUUACAAGACACUGUUUUUGGUUCCUCCAAUCCCGGGGGCGGUUUAGUUAGUCUUUGUCCCAUACGACAUGUUUUUAAUUUUUUAUUUGUGAAAAAUUGAAUUGUUGUAAUGAUGAUUAGUUUUAAUUAAUUGAGAAAACGCUUAACUUUUACAUUCGACAUUUUUGCAAUCUCGAUAUUGAUUCCUUGGACCAUUAAAUGAUUAUAGUAAUGAUGAAUUUUUAUUAAACCCUUUGAAGCAAAUAAAUGACUAGAGAAAAAAAAAACAAAUA